Colossoma macropomum (tambaqui) is the source of this 3037-nucleotide messenger RNA. RefSeq names its product kinesin family member 18A (gene kif18a). Lineage: Eukaryota; Metazoa; Chordata; Actinopteri; Characiformes; Serrasalmidae. Gene Ontology annotation, molecular function: ATP binding; microtubule motor activity; microtubule binding. The record is from RefSeq and is a predicted model, not a curated record. Gene Ontology annotation, biological process: mitotic spindle organization; microtubule-based movement.
GAAAAUCUUGGCGCUGAGAGGUCGGGGCUAAAGAACCGAUGCUGCAAGCGACAUGUUUGGGAUUAAAUAGUUAUUUGUGCCGCUCACUCUGGAAAUAUUCACCCAAGAGUUAAAUCCAAAGGUGGUGAAGGAAGCAGGCCUCAGUGUCUUUAGCGGAAACUAUGUCAGAAGAGGUGUGCAGCCACGUGAAGGUGGUGGUCCGUGUCCGUCCAUUAAAUGCCAAAGAAACAGAUGGAAACUACAAGAAGGUGGUCCAUGUUGUGGAUAAUCACAUGCUCAUUUUUGACCCUAAAGAGGAGGAAGUGACAUUUUUUCGUGGCCAGAGAGUUGGCAACAGGGACGUGAGGAAAAGAGCUAAUAAGGACCUCAAGUUUGUCUUUGACAGUGUGUUUGGGGAGAACUCGUCUCAGGCAGACGUGUUUGAAAAUACGACAAAAGGAGUGGUUGAUGGAGUCCUAAAUGGCUACAACUGCACAGUGUUUGCUUAUGGAGCUACUGGCGCUGGGAAGACUCACACAAUGUUGGGCAGCAGUGAUAAACCAGGUGUUAUGUACCUCACCAUGAAGGAGCUCUUCAGCCGUAUGGACCUGAUUAAAGAGGAGAAAGUCUUUGACAUGGCUUUCUCUUAUCUAGAGGUUUAUAAUGAGCAGAUUCGGGACCUCUUGGCCAACUCAGGUCCACUGGCAGUGCGAGAAGACGGUGCGAAAGGAGUGGUGGUCCAAGGCCUUACUCUUCACCAGCCCAAAUCCGCUGAGCACAUCCUUGAAGCUCUGGAUUAUGGCAACAGAAAUAGAACGCAGCACCCCACUGACGUGAACGCCUCGUCCUCCCGCUCCCAUGCCGUAUUCCAGAUCUACCUGAGGCAGCAAGAUAAGACUGCAAGCCUAAACCCUAAUGUGCGGGUGGCUAAGAUGAGUCUGAUUGACCUGGCUGGUUCCGAGAGGGCCAGCGCCACCAAUGCCAAGGGGGCCCGUCUCAGAGAAGGGGCCAACAUCAACCGCUCUCUCCUCGCACUGGGCAAUGUCAUCAAUGCCCUCGCUGAUCCUAAGAGUAAGAAGACGCACAUUCCUUACAGAGACAGCAAGCUGACGCGGCUGCUGAAAGACUCUCUGGGUGGGAACUGCAGGACAGUGAUGAUCGCUAAUGUUAGCCCAUCCUCCCUCUCCUACGAGGACACACACAAUACACUUAAGUAUGCCAACCGGGCCAAGGAGAUCAAGUCCACGCUGAAGAGUAACGUGGUUAGUCUGGACAGUCAUAUUGGCCAGUAUGUGGUUGUAUGUGAGAAACAGAAGGCUGAGAUUAUCCUGCUGAAACAGAAACUGAAAGAGUACGAGGAGCGGAAGGUGGAGCCUUCUACCCUUAAUCCAAUCUCCAGCCAACGGAGAGCUGAAUUUGAGAAGAUGUCAGACUCAUUGCGCAGCGUGUUUGAGGCACGGCAGCUAUUGCGCCAGGAACAGCUGGACAUCGAGAAGCAGCUGAAGGAGAACCGGAUGAGACUCAGUCACAGACAAGAGUGGCACCAGCAGAGCCUGCUCUUCUUCCCUGACAAAGUCGAGAAGGCCACCUGUAAGUAUGAGCGUAAGCUGGCAUCUCUGCAGUCCCAGCAGCAGCACCUUCAGCAACGUUUGGAGGAGAGCAAGAGGCGCUUCCAGGAGAACGAGGGUUGGCUGCACCGCAUUGAAAACGAGAUGAAGCUGCUCGGUCAUGAUGGACAAACUCCAGAGGAGCUUAAGAAGGAGUUGCAGUGCUAUAGGCUUCAGCUGCAGGUGUCGGAUCUGCAGCAACACAUCGAGCACAUGAGCUACCUGAUCAACGUGCAGGACCAGGAGAACAAGCACACACACAAACUGGUUCAUGCCCUGCUUCCUGCCUACCACCGGCAGUACCUGGCACUGAAGGCUGCGGGCAUUGCCACGGCAACGGAAGAAAGUAUGCAGGAGGAGCUUGAGCACCUGGUGCUGAGAGAGCGAGGUGUGGUUUGGGCCGACCAGGAAACCACGGAAGUGAAGAACGAACCAGAUGGUUGCACCGAACACACCUGUCUCCAACCCAUCCUGUCUUUCUCUCACCUCAUCACUCACCAGAGCACACCAUGCAGUGCUGAGAAACACACACGCAGAGUCUCUCAGCGGCUCAAAACCUCUCACUCUCCGAAAGGCCCCAGCCCUGCAGAGGAGCAUGCAGCUAAAGCUGAGCCUCCUGCCAAAAAGCCGAUCCGGAGGAAGCUUGCUGUGUCUCCUCCGAAACCUGGCUCAGAAGGGACGGGCCCAGCACUGCCCCGUUGCCCCCCAGCCCUACAGGAGGUGCUGCGGCAGGAGGGGAUGUUCCCCCUGCAGUACACACCCGAAACACACGCCUCCAAAGCACCUAAUUCCAUCAACCCCAAUUGUACCUUCGAGGUGGGCCAGGAUGAGCAGGAGCCGACCCCAGCCAACGCCACCGUAAUCCUGUCCCCUGGAUCCCCUGAACCUGCUGGAGCUUCAGGUUUGAGCCAGCUCCAAGUGCUGCGAGCCAACAACAGCAACGAGCCACCCAAAAGAUUGGAGAUUCCAUCUCUUCUCGACUUGCGUCGAUCCAAGCCAUCGUAUAUGGCCAUGACGUCAGCAGCACAGGGCAAACGCAAGCUCUACUGCACUGGAAAGGAGACUGGACCGGACAGUCUACAGGAUGCCGCAGCACCCAAACGAAUAAAGCGUGAUCUGUCCGAUACCUCCAAACCACUACGUGUCCGACGCUUCGGAGCGUCAUCGGAGAACGAGCCGAGCAGGAGAGUGGUGCGCAGCAUUUCCGAGGGAAACCUCCAUCUGCUGGGCCCACGGAAGCCCAAAGCAGCCCUGCUCGGCCCUGCUGCCCUCUUCAAGAAAGUCACCAAGAGGAUGUGAGAUCUCUCCAGCGCAACCACUUAAACCCACACACGCGUCUCCUAAAGUCUCAUGCACUGAUCUCUCUCCCACUCACAUGCACAUACAUCUGCCUUACAGGACUUUGUGAGGAGAAUACAAAAGGCAAGAUCUUGUAAGGGUGUAAAUACUAA